Messenger RNA from Tribolium castaneum (red flour beetle), 1305 nucleotides. RefSeq lists its product as hypothetical. Bases 71 to 1282 code for a protein of 403 amino acids. NCBI's taxonomy places the organism in Eukaryota, Metazoa, Arthropoda, Insecta, Coleoptera, Tenebrionidae. The transcript is spliced from 2 exons. The record is from RefSeq and is a predicted model, not a curated record.
GAUUAAAUCUGCACUUAUCUCGCCUACUAUUUAUCGUCUAGUCAGUGCUUAAUCUCCACUUUGUGAAAAAAUGUCGACUCAGAUCGAGAGUGAAGUCAAACAGUGGCUAGCAACAGCCUUUAAAUUAAAUUUGUCCAAUUUCUCUGUUAAACUUGUGGGAAGUUCGGGCAAAGGCGACGGCUACGUCGGUGACAUACUUUUCGCCCAACUCUCAACCCCUGACCAAGUACACAACCUCGUCCUAAAAUGCAACAAACGAAGCAAAACCCUUCAGCAGUACCAAACUUUCACGCGCAUUUUCCUUCACGAAAUGUUCCUCUACGAGACCCUCCUACCUACUUUCAUCGACUUUCAGAAGGAGAAAAAUUUGGCGGAAAUUUUCGACAGUGUGCCAAAAUUUUACGGAAGCUACAAGAGUGAAAGUGCGCACGUUAUAGUUCUUGAAGAUUUGAAAAAACUGGGGUUUGAAUUGUGGCCAGUGACGAAACCACUCAAUCGGGAGCAUAUCGAGGUGGUGGUGCGAGAAUAUGGCAAGUUUCAUGCGACUUCAGUGGCCCUGAAAACACUGAAGCCUGAAAAGUUUCAAGAAAUUUUGACUUCGUUGGGACGCUCUUUGAGCCACAUUUUCCAGUCGCCUGUCAUGCAAAGUAUUGUCACGAAAUGUGUGCAAAAAGGGAUCGAGCUGCUUGAGGGCGAAGUGGAGGAGAAAAUCAUCGCAAAAUUGAAACAUCUGAGGGAAAAUAUCGCUAAUAUAACUGUGGAAUUUGAGGAAAAGGCGCCGCUCAAAGUAGUGUGCCAUGGCGACUGUUGGAAUAACAAUUUUAUGUACAAAUAUAACGAUAAUUCGAGAAAUGUUCCGUCAAAAGUCGCAAUAAUCGACUGGCAGAUAGCGUCUUACGGAACACCCAUUUCCGACUUGUCCUACUUCCUUUUUAGUUGCAUUUCGGCGAAAGAUAUCGAACGUAUGGAAGAUAUUUUGCUUGUUUACCACCAGUCCUUUUCAAGUCACUUGGAAAAGUUUGGCUUGAUUCCUGAAAAUUUGUACCCUCGUGCACAAUUUUUAAACGAUUGGAAAAACUGUAGCAAAUUUGGGUUUGUAAUGGCACAUAUGGCCACAAGAGCCUCGUAUGUCGAAAAAGACGAUAUUGUCGAUCUGGGGGAAGCCCUCGACAAGGGGAUGAAUCUGGCUGAUUAUUUUUCAGGACAGAUUGGAAAUGUAGAAGGGUAUAAAAAGAGAAUUACGUAUUUGGCGAAAUAUGCCUAUGAUAAUAAUUUAUUAUAAAAAAUGUGGAAAACAAAACAAAA